Musa acuminata subsp. malaccensis (wild Malaysian banana) is the source of this 3313-nucleotide messenger RNA. Lineage: Eukaryota; Viridiplantae; Streptophyta; Magnoliopsida; Zingiberales; Musaceae. The record is from RefSeq and is a predicted model, not a curated record.
AUUGAGCCAAAAUUUUCAACCUAAUUUGUAAAGCUUCAACCUGACCAGGUCGACCGAAUCAAGAUGUCUGAGAAUGGUAACACGAAAAGAAUGAAGGAUCCACUAUUGAGCGAUCCACAUUCCAGGGCAGAUGACCUUUUGGUAAACCAUGAUAAUGGACAACCUCCCUCGUUAACAUGGCAGAGGAAAGUAAAUGACAAGGGCCACCAAUUGUCUGAAUUCACUCUAACCAUGCGAGAGAAGCUAAAACUGGCUCCACUGGGUAUUCGACUUGGAAGACAAAUUGUUGAAGACAUUGCAAGAGGACAGGUUGCGGUGAUUGACCCUCUGAAGAAGCGCAUUGGUAUGUCCUGCCAGGGUGUUCCUCUUGGUGGCAUUGGUGUAGGAAGUAUUGGAAGAAGCUACAGAGGUGAUUUUCAACGAUGGCAAUUGUUCCCUGGAGUUUGUGAAGACAAAUCUGUACUAGCAAAUCAAUUUUCUGUUUUUAUCUCACGCUCGGAUGGUAAGAAGUACUCAACUGUUCUGUCUCCUAGGAACCCAGAAUUGAUCAAACAAAAUUCCAUUUCAGGAGUUGGAUCUUGGGAUUGGAACCUGGAUGGUAAGAAUACUACCUAUCAUGCUCUGUAUCCAAGGGCCUGGACUAUCUAUGACGGAGAACCUGAUCCAGAUCUUAAAAUAGUUUGCUGCCAAAUUUCACCAUUUAUACCUCACAAUUACAAAGAGAGCAGCUACCCUGUUGCAGUGUUCACAUUCACACUGACCAAUCUGGCAAAGAUUGCUGCUGAAGUAACAUUGCUUUUCACAUGGGCUAAUUCUGUGGGUGGAACCUCUGAGUUUUCUGGAUAUCACUCUAAUUCAAAAAUGGUAGAGAAAGAUGGUGUUCGUGGAGUACUUUUACAUCAUAGGACCGAUGAUGGUCUACCUCCAGUAACGUUUGCCAUAGCAGCAGAAGAAACAGCUGAUGUCCAUGUCUCUGAAUGUCCUUGCUUCAUGAUAAGUGGAGAUUCUGAUGCAUUUACAGCUAAGGACAUGUGGUCUGCAAUCAAAGAGCAUGGAUCUUUUGACCACCUUGAUGCUCAUGAAAUUUCCUUUCAUUCUGAACCUGGAUCAUCAAUUGGAGCAGCUGUUGCAGCCUCUGUGGCACUUGCUUCACAAACGACCCGUACUGUGACAUUUUCUUUAGCGUGGGCUUGCCCUGAAGUAAAGUUUCCUAGUGGCAAGAUUUAUCACAGGCGCUAUACAAAAUUUUAUGGAAUUGAUUGUGAUGCAGCAGCAAAUCUUGUGCAUGAUGCCAUUAUUGAGCAUGGUUCCUGGGAGACACAGAUUGAGGAAUGGCAAAAUCCUAUUUUGCAGGAUAAGAGGUUCCCCGCUUGGUAUGCUGUCACAUUAUUUAAUGAACUAUAUUAUUUUAAUGCUGGAGGAACUAUUUGGACAGAUGGGUCACCACCAAUUCAGAGUUUAGCAACUAUUGAGGAAAGAAAGUUCUCCCUUGAUAUGUCGAAUGGAGAUUUUGACAACUUGACUGAGGUCAUAACAAGAAAGAACACUGCAGUCAAUCUCCUUGAUAGAAUGGCAUCAAUACUUGAAAAGUUGCAUGCGCCCAUUGCAUCUAACUCGGCUAUAGGGACAUCACUACUUCAAGGAGAAGAAAACAUUGGCCGGUUUCUCUAUCUUGAAGGGAUUGAGUACUAUAUGUGGAAUACCUAUGAUGUCCAUUUUUAUUCAUCCUUUUCCCUGAUCAUGCUGUUUCCAAAACUUGAACUGAGCAUUCAACGAGACUUCGCUGCUGCAGUAAUGAUGCAUGAUCCUGAGAAGGUCAAAACUCUGCACGAUGGCAAGUGCUCUGCAAGAAAAGUUCUUGGGGCUGUUCCUCAUGAUCUUGGGCUUUAUGACCCAUGGUUUAAAGUUAAUGCUUACAACCUUUACAACACAGAUAGAUGGAAGGACUUGAACCCUAAAUUCGUACUUCAAGUUUGGAGAGACACGGUAGCCACCGGUGAUAAGUCCUUUGCAAAAGCUGUUUGGCCUUCGGUGUAUAUGGCCAUGUCGUACAUGGAUCAGUUUGACAAGGAUAAAGAUGGAAUGAUUGAAAAUGAAGGCUUUCCUGAUCAAACCUACGAUGUCUGGUCAGCUACCGGUGUUAGCUCAUAUAGUGGAGGACUCUGGGUGGCUGCUCUGCAAGCUGCUUCGGCUAUGGCACGUGAAGUUGGUGACAGAGCCUCUGAAGAACUUUUCUGGGACAAGUAUCUGAAAGCAAAAUCUGUUUAUUACAAGUUGUGGAAUGGUUCUUACUUCAAUUAUGACAAUUCUGGUAGCAAGACAAGCUCAUCUAUUCAGGCUGAUCAAUUAGCUGGACAUUGGUAUGCUAGAGCUUGUGGUCUUACGCCAAUUGUUGAUAAGGAGAAAGCAAAAAGUACAUUUCAUAAAAUCUUUUGCUUUAAUGUCUUAAAAUUCAAGGAUGGAAAGAGAGGAGCAGUUAAUGGGAUGAGACCAGAUGGUACUAUUGAUAUGUCUUCCAUGCAGUCAAGAGAGAUAUGGCCUGGUGUAACAUAUUCAGUUGCUGCCGCAAUGAUUCAAGAAGGCAUGUUGGAAGAAGCAUUUAGAACUGCACAAGGGAUAUAUGAAGCUGCCUGGUCUCAAGAAGGAUUGGGGUAUUCAUUUCAGACACCUGAAGCUUGGAAUAACAACGACCAGUAUCGGUCGCUUUGCUACAUGCGCCCUCUAGCAAUAUGGGCGAUGCAGUGGGCUUUGUCACCACCGGUGCUCCAUAAAGAACCUGAAACAGCAUUACAAGGAGAGGCUCAUCUAAAUCACCAUGCCUCGUACUCAAGAGUUGCUAAACUGCUUAAACUGCCGGAAGAAGAAACUUCUAAAAGCAUUCUCCGAGUCAUCUGCGAAAUCACCUGCAGUCGGCUUAGAUCAUGAUUCGGGUUUGAGAAGCCCUCAACUCCUUUUGGUUACGUGCAAGCCUUUUAUCAUUCAUCAAAACUGCUGAGCUGGGGCACAAGGUUGUGUGUCUGCAUUGGCACACACGGCAUACAAACUACAGCAAUUUUUAUCCUUCAGCUCUACAUUUGGCCCCAUCGAUCUAUCAGAAUGAAAUAAAAAGUGUACUUCAAACCCUUUUGUGUACAUGUGAAUUGUGAACUCGAAAUGAAAAUAUGGCAAUCUCCGAGAUGAAAUGGUGCACUCCAAAUCCGGACACAUUACGCGUAAACAAACUUUACGAGAGUAUAUUUUGUAUCUCGAUGUCAUCAUUACCUUAAAAGAGUUGCCUCAUUUCAGAGAAAUCAAGGGAUUUUAUUUUCUAUAA